Linum tenue is the source of this 1766-nucleotide messenger RNA. The record is from the annotation of a GenBank genome assembly. Lineage: Eukaryota; Viridiplantae; Streptophyta; Magnoliopsida; Malpighiales; Linaceae.
UGAAAGUACGAUAAAAAAAAAAAAAAGGUAGAAAAGAGAGAUGAAAGACUUGACAACUUUCCAGUAACCACUAAAAUCAAGCUAAGGCAGAACAAUGGCGCCGGGGCCGGGCAGAGUAUUCUACUACGUGUUCCUUGUGUUAACUUGCUGGCACUGUGCAGCUUCAGCUUCUUCUUACGGAGUAGUCACUCACCUUCCCGGAUUCAAUGGCCCACUUCCCUUUCACCUCGAAACAGGAUACGUCGGAGUGGGAGAAAAAGAGGAAGCUCAGCUGUUCUACUACUUCGUUAAGUCGGAGGGUAACCCUGUGGAAGAUCCGGUGGUGCUCUGGCUCACCGGCGGCCCCGGUUGCUCUGCUUUAUCCGGUCUCGUUUAUGAAAUCGGCCCCAUGAACUUCGAGAUUGUUGAGUACAAUGGGAGCUUGCCGUCACUCGUCUUGAAUCCGGAUUCAUGGACACAGGUGGCUAGCAUAAUCUUUGUAGAUAUGCCUGUUGGGACUGGAUUUUCCUAUGCAACGACGAUCGAAGCAUCCCAAUCAAGUGACUUUUUACAGAUUCAACAUGCUUAUGAGUUCCUGCGGAAGUGGCUGAUCGACCAUCCAGAGUUUAUUACGAACCCGGUCUACAUCGGCGGGGACUCUUUUUCUGGGCUUAUUGUUCCCGGAGUAGUUGCCAAUAUCUCAGAUGGGAAUGAGGAGGGCAAGGUUCCAUUCAUAAAUCUCAAGGGGUAUUUGCUAGGAAAUGCUGCAACAGAUUCCCUCUUCGAAACCAACUUCGAAAUCCCAUAUGCAUAUGGCCACGCAAUCAUUUCUUAUGAACUCUAUCAGUCGUUGAAGAGAAACUGUGGAGGGAAUUACAAAAUCCAUGACCCCAACAAUUCCGCGUGUUUGGCAAAUAUGAAAGCCUAUAAUGAGGCUACUGCUGGGAUUAACACUGCACAAAUUUUGGAGCCACAAUGUGCCUAUGCUUCCCCAAAGCCAAUGGAGAUACUCUACAGGAAAAGAUACCUGAAGGAUGAAUUUCAAGGAUUCUUGGAGCUCAAUGAUAGACUCCCCACAAUCGGAUGUCGCACUUACGGAUAUCUGCUCUCAAAGUAUUGGGCCAACGACAAAUUUGUCCAAACAGCACUUCACAUCAAAGAGGGGAGUAUUGGGACAUGGCAGAGAUGUAACUAUGGAUUGCCCUAUACACAUCAGAUUUUCAGGACUGUUGAUGAUCACUUGUACCUUUCCGGAAAAGGCUAUCGUUCAUUAGUCUACAGUGGGGAUCACGACAUGAUGGUGACGUACUUGGGUACCCAAGCAUGGAUAAGGGCUCUCAACUUCUCCAUCGUCGACGAUUGGAGAUCGUGGCACGUCGAAAACCAAGUUGCAGGGUAUACAAGGACUUACUCUAACAAGAUGACAUUCGCAACUGUAAAGGGAGGAGGGCAUACGGCUCCAGAGUAUAAACCCCACGAGUGUUUUGCAAUGUUUACAAGGUGGAUCAGUGGGGAGCCCUUGUAGUCAGCAGUUUCGCUUAAUGCCGCUAUGUUCUGCAUUACUGCCUCUGUUCCUCCUUUAUUUUUAGUUUAUACAUAGUAUGCUACUAUUGUAAGAACCUUAAUGAAAUGAGGGAAAAUAGGAUCUCUAUGUUGAACUCAACUUAAAGCUAUCUCACAUUCCACAUUACAGAACAUUUACACGUUAAAAACGCAAUACGUAAAACUUAUAAAUCGAUAGUUACUUCUUAUGUAUAAAUUAAACAAACGUAUAACCUAAGUCUUUC